CGCCGAAGAAAUCAUUUCCGGUUCAUAGGCGAGAUCACAUGUUGGCUUGUAGCCGAGCUAGCAUGGAGAAGCUAACAGGCUAGCAAUUGCGUCACAGACGACGGGCGUCCAUGCCAAUCAAGAGAGUUACCAAAAGUCAUCUUUUCCCAGGUUGGCUGUGUCUGUGCUGCUGAAAGAUGAGCUGAGGCCUUCACUUCCUGUCAAACUUUGUCAUCAGCCUCGACUAAGAAACCAGAGGAAGUGUCCCGCCCCGACCCAGAGUUGAUCUAGAUGCUGACACGGAAGUUGUGUUUCAGAGCGCAGGUGGCUGCAUGCCGAGCCAGCUUCCUUCGGUGUCGAUGCGGUAACAAAACGGCAGACUGAGCGUGCUCACAAAGUGAAAUAAAUUGUGCAGCAAGUGUUGAGUGGCAGCGUUGGAUGUCAGGAAUGGGGACCAUCCCAAACGACAUCAGGAGACUACUGGAUGACUGUGAGCUGUUUGUGUCGGACAUCCUCCAGAAUGAGAAGCUGAGCGAAAAUACGGAGGAGACCCGCCAAGUCUUGCUGAAUAAUUUCAGGGUGGUGCACGUGAGAAACCCUCAGGAAUUCCCCUUGCGGUUGUCAGCUGACUUGAGGGAGGAAGAUGGUUCCGAUGACAACCGCAGCUCCAGUUUGGGUCGCUCUGCCCCGUCCGACGACGCCUCGCUAGCCUCCGACUACCAGGACGAUGGAGCACCCGAGUUAUUUGAGGACAUCCCCUUCACAGCAGCACAGGACCUCAACAACGUCCUGAAGCAAGGUUACUUGGAAAAGAGACGAAGAGAUCCCAGCUUCUUUGGCCCCGGGUGGCAGAGGCGCUGGUGCGUCCUCAACAAUUCCAUAUUCUUCUACUUUGGGAGUGACAAAGAUAAACAACAGAAAGGCUCGUUUUACAUAAACGGCUACAGCGUCCAGCUCGUCGCCAACGUCAGGAAGGACUCCAAAAAGAACGCUUGCUUUGAGCUCUUUGCUCCCGGCCGGAGAACUUUUCAGUUCACUGCCAGCAGUCCUGAGGAGGCUCGAGAGUGGGUCAACCACAUCAGUUUUGUCCUGCGAGAUCUCAGCUCCAGCACCAUUCCUUUCGAUGAGGACGAGGAGGAUGAUGAAAGUGGCGACGAAGAGGGGACUUACGAUGACAUCGACGACGUCAGCCACUCGGCCCCGCCCUGGCCCGCCGCCCCAAAUGUAGGAAGGUGGCAGGGGGAGGACGAGGACGAGGACGAUGAAGGCUACAUCUACGAGGUCCUGCCAGAUGAGGACUUCCCAGAUCCACCAGACGAGUGCCUGGAGACGGCCAACAAAACAGAGUUUGCCAACUACUACCAGGCGGUGUGGCACUGCCAGGCCGACCAGCCAGACGAGCUGUCCUUCGCCAGAGGAGACCUCAUCUUCAUCCUCAGCAAGGGUGCAUAUAUUUCCUGGUGGAGAACAAGUGCUUCUCACGCCUCAGCAGGGGCGUCGUUCUCCUCACAGGCCAUGGGGGUAAAGUGCCAUUUGGGCGCUGGGUAAUGGCGCUGUUGUUCAUUACUGCGGCGCCAUCUCUGGGGUUAAUUGAGUCGGCAGCCAUGCGAAGCUCUUCUUUCCUUCCUGCUUAACAUAAACUGCAGGUUUCUUUGUGCAGCCCCCCCUGCUGGAAAUCAAUGGCUCGUCAUUUGGCGAGGGACUUGUUCUCAUUCUGGUAGCUCUCAGUGACGGAAGUCACAUAAGCAGUGUAGACAUUUAAAGGCACUUAAAAUCAACCAUAAAAUUUAAGAAUGUCUAGUAGGACUGGGCGGUAUGGCUGAAACCUGUAUCACGAUAUAAGUGUUUUGUAUCGGUCAAUAUUGAUAAUUAUUGCUUUUUUUUUAGCACUUCUAGCUGAAGGAAAUAUUAUCUAUUUGAAAUGUAACCUUCCCCUGAUUAUAAUCCCUCAGAUAUCAAGGCAUAAAGGAAAUGUCAACACAAGCAUGGAAAACACUCAAA
Entelurus aequoreus (snake pipefish) is the source of this 1980-nucleotide messenger RNA. RefSeq names its product src kinase associated phosphoprotein 1 (gene skap1). Bases 418 to 1527 code for a protein of 369 amino acids. Gene Ontology annotation, molecular function: protein binding. The transcript is spliced from 13 exons. Gene Ontology annotation, cellular component: cytoplasm; plasma membrane. The record is from RefSeq and is a predicted model, not a curated record. Lineage: Eukaryota; Metazoa; Chordata; Actinopteri; Syngnathiformes; Syngnathidae.